AUGAUGCCAUGUUUUAAAUGUGGUCAUCCAGGACAUUUUGCUCGUGAAUGUAUGCAUUUUAUAGGAAAUCCUUCAACAAAUUUCGAUUCAUUUAUUGAUAUGCAUCAAAAUAAAGAUAUGUUGAUUAAUCAUAGUACUUUUGUCUAUAAUAAUAAUAAUAUUUCAAAUAAUGGUUCACAACGUUGUUAUCGUUGUAAUGAAUUUGGUCAUAUAGCACGUGAAUGUACUUCGAAUAAUGAUAUUCGUACAUGUUAUAAUUGUGGUCAAAAUGGACAUAUUCGUACUGAAUGUAUAGCACCAUUAAAUAUGAAUAAUAAUUUACAAACGAAUACUCAAUGUUAUCGUUGUGGUCAAUUGGGACAUUUUGCAAGAGAUUGUAUAAUAUCAAUAGAGAAUAAUGUUAUUCCUGUAUCUCAUAUAUCAAAUAAUGUUUUCAAUGAUCGAAUAUGUUUUAAUUGUUCACGUACUGGUCAUAUUGCUACAGCAUGUCCAGAAGGCCAUCGAACAGAUAUGCGUGAUAUGGUUUGUUAUUGUUGUAACCGUCCAGGUCAUUUAUCUAGAGAUUGUCCAGAUUCAAAUAUAAAAUGUUAUUCAUGUGGUUCAACAGGUCAUAUGGCACGUGAUUGUUUGAAUAAUCGUAUAUUUUCUUCCUCGUCGUUAUCUUUUCAAGCACGACAAACUAUGAUUCCACAAUAA
This is a messenger RNA of Adineta steineri, 696 nucleotides long. NCBI's taxonomy places the organism in Eukaryota, Metazoa, Rotifera, Eurotatoria, Adinetida, Adinetidae. The record is from the annotation of a GenBank genome assembly.